Calypte anna (Anna's hummingbird) is the source of this 1864-nucleotide messenger RNA. It is a transcript of the gene TTI2, whose product is annotated as TELO2 interacting protein 2. The transcript has 7 exons. NCBI's taxonomy places the organism in Eukaryota, Metazoa, Chordata, Aves, Apodiformes, Trochilidae. Gene Ontology annotation, cellular component: cytosol; centrosome; nucleoplasm. Bases 313 to 1809 code for a protein of 498 amino acids. The record is from RefSeq and is a predicted model, not a curated record.
CGGCCUCCUCCUCGCUUUCCCUGCCCCGCACCGCCGCUCCUUCCUCGCAAUCCCGCUGCUCAUUACGCAUGCUAAUUUAUUCACGCGGUGCCACGCCCCCUUCUCGGCGCUUCACGGUAAGCAGGGGGUUUUGCGGCACUGCUGGGCUUCGCGGCAAAUGGCGGCGCCCGAGGUGCGGCUGCUGGGGGGGGGUUUGCCCACAGAGCGCUGCUGCCUCCAAGGGGAGAACGUGCGGGAGUUUAGAAAGGUUUUAACGCCGCGGGAGGUUUUCCUGCGGGAGUAGGAAGCCGCCCUUGGGUGCGCGGGAAGGUGAUGGAGCUCAGCGGUGCAGCGCGGGCCCGGAGUCCGGAGGGUUCGGAACCGCCUUCCCCCUCCCCCCCGGUUCUGCCGGGCCAGGAAAUUCUCCUCCAGCUCCGGAAAGUCCUUGCCCAGGGAGCCGGCGGUGCCAGCGAGGAGCUCAGGGAGCUGAGUGCCCUGGUGGAGGCUGUGGAGCCCCGGGAGCUCCUGGGGGGGCUGAGCCCCGCAGCGCUGGGCGAGCUGGCGGCUGAGCUGAGUGGCCACGCAGCCCCCCCGAGGCAGGAGUGGGGUGCUGGGGAUCCCCCCGGCAGGGACAGCGCCUACACUGCCACAGCUGAGAGAGCAGCAGAGGUCGGAGGGGUUUUCCUGCACCUCCUGGGGAAGCUGGAAGCUGCCAAGGCUGAGGAAUCCCUGGGUCCCGGCGUGGUGGGUCCCGUCCUGUCCCGCGUGGGGGGACACGUUUACAUCUUUGCUGCCACGCACGUUGUGGAGAGGCCCUGGACGAGCAGGAGGUCCCAGUCGGUGGCAGAGGAGGUGCUGGUGCUGCUGGUUCGGGCUGCAGGGUGUGGGACGGUGGCUGAAUUCCUGCGGGGGCAGAAGGAAGGUGAGGAAGGAGGAUUUGGAGCAGUGAUGAGGAUCCUGAAACGGGAGCUGAGCAAAGACACCUGGAAGUGUAACCCAGCCUCAAAGUUUGUCUUCUCCUGGACACUGCCUCAGGUCACCAGGCCCUGGCUCAGCUCUCACCUGGAGUCUGUGCUCCCCCCCUCACUCCUCAUCUCAGAUGACUACCAGGAGGAGAACAAACUCCUGGGUGUGCAGUGCCUGCAUCACAUCAUCCUCAACGUGCCAGCAGCUGAGCUGUGCCAGUUCAACAGAGCCCAGGUUGUGUUCCAUGCUCUCUACAACCACCUCUACACCAGGGAACCUCCCCUGAUCCAGGCAGUCCUGCUGUGCCUGCUGGAUUUGCUGCCUGUCCUGGAGAGAGCCCAGAGGCUGCAGAAGCAGAGCAGCCCCAGUGCUUCCUGCCACGAGGUUCUGCACCUGGUUCUGACCCACAUGGAGGCUGAGCACCUCCUGGCACUGCGCAGGGUGUAUGCCAGGACCCUGCCUGCCUUUGUGCAGAGGCUUGGGAUCCAGGUAGCACGGCACCUGAAGAGGAUGGAGAGAGUUAUCCUGGGAUAUCUGGAAGUCUGGGAUGGCCCCGAGGAGGAAGCCAGGCUGGGAAUCCUGCAGACACUGCAGAGCACCAUAGAACAUGCCUGGCCCAGGAUGCCCUGCAGGCUCCCCGUGCUCCUCAAAGCCCUCCUGAAGCUGAUCUGGGAUGUCCACACUGACCAAGGUCCAACACCUGAGCUGGUAAAAACCUCUUUGCUCCAAGGAGCCACCCAGUGUCUCAUCCUGCUGGAUCAGUGCUCUGGAGGGCAGGUGAAGGUGCUGCUGGAAGGGGUGUACAGCAGCUGUGAGGAGCCCCGAGUGCAGGAAUGCCUCAGGAAAGUGCAGGAAAACACCUGAGGGGUGGGAGCUCAGCCCCCUUCUGCCCAGUAAACUUUUGCUAUUUAUUUAAAAA